Messenger RNA from Stegodyphus dumicola, 1245 nucleotides. RefSeq names its product TOG array regulator of axonemal microtubules protein 1. Lineage: Eukaryota; Metazoa; Arthropoda; Arachnida; Araneae; Eresidae. Gene Ontology annotation, biological process: microtubule cytoskeleton organization. The record is from RefSeq and is a predicted model, not a curated record. Gene Ontology annotation, cellular component: cytoplasmic microtubule; cilium. Gene Ontology annotation, molecular function: microtubule binding.
UCAUUUCAGGAUAAUGGAAAUAUAUCGAUUGCAAAAAUAACUCGUGAAAAAAUGUUGAAACGUCAACAAGAAAUAAUGAAAGAAGCUGAAGAAAGGAGAAUAGUUCGAGAGCGUGAUCAAUUGUUAUUGGAGCAAAGAAUUCAUGAAGAACAAAAUAAUCAAAAUACAACUUUAAAUGUUGUGGACUCUAAAAUUUUAGAAAAUGUUAAAGCAGACGAUCUUUUGCAAACUAAAAUAGAAACCAUUAAUACUAAUACUGAUAUUCCUAAGCAAAGUACGGAUAUCCCAAACCUUAUUCCUGAACCUGAUACAACAACAGUUAAAGAAAUAAAGGCUUCCCCUGUUGCUCAGAAUAAUAAAAGAAGAGAUUCUGCUACAAAUAAAGGUUCUGCAAAACCUCUUUCGCGGUCUUCAUCUUUAAAGACUCCCAGUACAAUGCGGAAAUUUUCACAAAAUCAAAGUUCAACAAAAAAUUCUCAAACUUCAAAGUAUAAUUUAGCUGCCAGUUCAUUAGCUCUAUUUGAUGAGUCAUCAAAUGAAGUUGCAUCAUAUCCAAAUCCUAAUGAAGCUUUGAAAAAAGCACUGAAAUCGCUUUCUACUGAUACAUGGAUGGGGAAAAUUGAAGGUAUUCGUACAGUUCAAAGAUUAGCAAAGAACCACCCAGAUAUUCUUUUAAGCCAGUUACAUCCAGUAGUUCUUGCCUUACUAACUGAAGUAAAGAACUUGCGAUCAUCAGUAGCCAGAGCAGCUAUUCUUGCCACUGGAGAUCUCUUCAUUUUCCUUAAGAAAAAUAUGGAGCCAGAUCUGGAUCUUAUAGCAAGUACACUUCUCAGUAAAUGUGGUGAGACUGUUGGAUUCAUCCGUGAAGAUAUUGAAAAAGUUAUGAAUCAUCUAAUAGAUGUUAUAACCCCUUCCAAAGCAGCUCUUGCCAUCAUUGCUGGAGGUGCUAGCCACAGAAAUGGUGCUGUACGCAAAGUUGCUGCUCAGUCAUUGUUGGCAGUAGUUGAAAAAAUGGGUGCUGCUCGAAUUCUUACUUCAGCCAAAGAUGUCACAGAGCGUUUGAUACCAAUAACAGCUCAGUUUUUAAUGGAUGGAAUGCCUCUUACCAGGUAUUAUGGUAGACGAAUUUAUCAUUUAUUAAUGCAACACCCUGCGUUUGACAAAUUAUUGCUGAGACAUGUCCAACCCAGUACACUGCGCAACAUAAACAGUAUUCUAGAUUCAGUCAGAAAAAAGCUUUCAUGA